AUGUCUUGGUGGGUAAUCAUAGGUGGGACCAAACCCAGCAUUUACCAUGGGUGUCCAUAUAUCCUUUGUGGGAGGUUGUCACCUCCACUCCCCAUCGCCAUCGAGUGUACUUCCAUGGAUGAGGCAAAACUUGUCAUGCAAACAUUGGAUAGCAUCUUACAACCAAUACUACCUGAACCAACCACCCAUGACUUGGUCACCUUCCUCAACACAUCGCCAGCAGUUCAAGACCUCCUCAAAGACACAGGCCUUCAAGAUGCUGAUGUUGUAGGCCUUCAAGACACUGACAUUGUGGCCCCUCAACUGACCCAAUCCAUGCCUUCUCAAGGGUGUGGACAUUCCGUGCUUGGUGCUCAUGCAGCACAAUAUCUCACUGCUCAUCGCUAUAUGCAUGAGGCUAUUGACACUAUUAUACAUGCACAUAAUGGCGCAUUAAGUGACCACAUAUUUGCUCUUUGA
This is a messenger RNA of Pisolithus orientalis, 459 nucleotides long. RefSeq lists its product as uncharacterized. The transcript is spliced from 4 exons. Lineage: Eukaryota; Fungi; Basidiomycota; Agaricomycetes; Boletales; Pisolithaceae. The record is from RefSeq and is a predicted model, not a curated record. Bases 1 to 459 code for a protein of 152 amino acids.